Molecule: messenger RNA, 1608 nt
Organism: Frankliniella occidentalis (western flower thrips)
Lineage: Eukaryota; Metazoa; Arthropoda; Insecta; Thysanoptera; Thripidae
Product: anoctamin-10
Biological process (GO): chloride transmembrane transport
Cellular component (GO): plasma membrane
Molecular function (GO): chloride channel activity
Source: RefSeq, a predicted model, not a curated record
GUGUGGAGGCGUCGCAGCAACGAGUCGGCCUUCCAGUGGGGCACCAUCGGCAUGACGAGCCUGGACGAGCCGCGGCCCAACUUCCACGGCACCAUGAUGCGCGACACCGUCACGGGCCGGCUGCUGCCGCAGUUCCCGCGCCGCACCACCUCCAUCCGCAUGUACUGCGUGUCGCUGCCCAUCGUGGUGGUCUGCCUGUUCCUCGCCUUCCUGGUCAUGCUGGCGUCCUUCUACGCCGAGGAGCGGCUCACGCAGCUCGCCAAGGACCCCGAGUCGGGCGUCACCUCGCUGACCGUCAUGCUGCCCUCCGUCGUCUACUCCAUCCUCGUCUACAUCGUCAACCUGUACUACCGCCAGCUGGCCACCUACCUCACCGAGUGGGAGAACCACCGAACGCAGUCGCAGUUCGAGCGGCACCGCGUCAUCAAGCUGGUGGCGUUCGAGUUCGUCAACACGUUCAUGGCGCUGUUCUACAUCGCGUUCGUCUACCAGGACAUGGACAUGCUCCGGUACCAGCUCGCCACCAUGCUCAUCAUCCUGCAGGUGGUGAACAACGCGCAGGAGGCGGUGCUGCCCCUGGUGAUGCGCUGCCUCAGCAAGGUGCCCUCGCCGCCCCGGGUGCCCGAGUCGUCGAGCGUGCGCACCGUGUCCUCUGCCGGCGACGGCGGCGGCAGCGGCCUCCGCUACCGGGGGCUGACGCGCGCCUCCACCAACGAGCUGUACCCGGGCGUGCCCGAGGUGCUGCAGGGCAUCCCGGAGCUGGAGCCGGACGACCCGCGGCAGCGGCAGGCGCUGGCCGAGGGCGCCAUGGACGUGUACGAGGGCACGUACGACGACUACCUGGAGGUGUUCAUCCAGUUCGGCUACGUGUUCCUGUUCUCGGCCGUGUACCCGCAGGCGGCGCUGUGGGCGCUGCUCAACAACCUGAUGGAGAGCCGCGUGGACGCGUUCAAGCUGUGCCGCCUGUUCCAGCGGCCACUGGCGCGCAGGGUGAAGGACACGGGCGCCUGGCAGCGCGCCUUCGAGGCCGUGGGCGCCAUGUCCAUCAUGACCAACUGCGGGCUGCUGUGCGUGUCGCCGCCCAUGCGCCGCCUGGCCCCGGACCUGUCGCCGACGCAGUGGGUGCUGCGCUGGGUGGCCGUCGAGCACCUGCUCAUGGGCGUGCGCUACGUCCUGCACCAGGCCAUCCCGGACAAGCCCGAGUGGGUGCGCGUCGCCCUGGCCAAGCUCAACUACCAGAGCAAGCAGGCCCUGCGCAAGGAGCGUGCGCUCAAGAGACGCAUGUCAUCGCGACGCUCGCCCAAGAAACCCUUAGACUGAUCACGACGCCGUGCGCUCUCGACUCGACUGAUAUGGUAACUCUGCGUCCGUCUCUUCCACUCGCGCAGAGCCGCUGCUGCGAGCAACUGUUUUUAAUUAACGAGUCUGUUCCCGUCUGCUGUACGUACUUACCCAAUGUCUUCUCCCGUCUGUCUUUUAUAGUUAUGUAAUUGUUUUUUUACAUUUUAUAAUGAUUGUGAAGUGUUGUUUAAUAUUCCCCACCGCUGGCUUGUGGGGUGCGUUAUUCGCAAUUGACUGUUUUAAAUAAAAUUGUUUUCUUUUUUGUGA